CGCGCGACCCCGCCCGCACUCCACGCGCUAUGAGCGCGCUCCGGCCGCGCGCCCGCCGCGCGCCGCUGCUGCUCGCGCUGGCCGCCGCUCUGUUGCCGCACGCCGACCGAGUCGCCGGCGGCGGCGGCGGCGGGAGCAUGUUCGGGGACGUCAAUAUAUCCUCUAUUCUGGACUCCUUCAGCAUAAGUUACGAUAAGAGGGUUCGGCCGAACUAUGGAGGACCACCAGUGGAAGUGGGGGUUACCAUGUACGUGCUGUCCAUCAGCUCUCUGUCGGAAGUGCAAAUGGUACCUAGCUAGCAGUACUAUUCUAAGUAGUAAGAGGUCACGAGGACACGCGCACGCCGCACCGCACGAGCGCCGGCCGCGCCGCCCGGACUGAACUAGUACUACAUGUGGGCUUGCUUGCAGGUCCGCCGGUGGAGGUGGGCGUCACCAUGUAUGUGCUCUCUAUCAGCUCCGUGUCGGAAGUGCUCAUGGACUUCACGUUGGAUUUUUACUUCAGACAAUUUUGGACGGACCCCCGGCUCGCGUAUAAAAAGCGAGCCGGGGUCGAGACGCUCUCGGUCGGCUCUGAGUUCAUACGUAACAUCUGGGUGCCCGACACCUUCUUCGUGAACGAGAAGCAGUCGUACUUCCACACCGCCACCACCAGCAACGAGUUCAUCCGAAUCCACCACUCAGGGUCCAUCACGCGCAGCAUCAGGCUCACCAUCACCGCGUCGUGCCCCAUGAACCUGCAGUACUUCCCCAUGGACCGGCAGCUGUGCCACAUCGAGAUCGAGAGCUUCGGCUACACGAUGCGGGACAUCCGGUACAAAUGGAACGAAGGGCCCAACUCGGUGGGCGUCUCUAACGAGGUGUCGCUCCCGCAGUUCAAGGUGUUGGGCCACCGCCAACGCGCCAUGGAAAUAUCGCUCACGACAGGAAACUACUCCCGGCUGGCGUGCGAGAUCCAGUUCGUGCGGUCGAUGGGCUACUACCUGAUCCAGAUAUACAUCCCGUCCGGGCUGAUCGUGAUCAUAUCGUGGGUCUCGUUCUGGCUGAACCGCAACGCGACGCCGGCGCGCGUGCAGCUGGGCGUCACCACCGUGCUCACCAUGACCACGCUCAUGUCUUCCACAAACGCGGCGCUGCCCAAGAUCUCGUACGUCAAGUCCAUCGACGUCUACCUGGGCACUUGUUUCGUGAUGGUGUUCACCAGUCUGCUAGAGUACGCCACAGUGGGGUACAUGUCCAAGAGGAUACAGAUGAGGAAGCAGAGGUUUGUCGCGAUACAGAAGAUAAUGUCGGAGAAGAAGAUGCCGGCGGAGUGCGCGGCGCCGUGGGACGCGCACUCGCUGAGCAAGGCGGGCAGCCUGAGCCGGGGCGCGCCCCCGCCGCCGCGCCAUUCGCUGGGCGGCGCGCCCCCGCUGGGCGCCGCGCCCCCGCCGCCGCCGCGCCACCACGGCUCGCUGCACGGCUCCGUGGACCGCUGCCGCCACCUGCAGGAGGUGCGCUACAAGGUCCGCGACCCCAAGGCGCACUCCAAGGGCGCCACGCUCGAGAGCUCCCUCGAGGACAACCCCGCGCCUUCGCUGCACACCCUGCACCCCACCAAGGACUACGGCAAGUUUUUGGGCAUGACGCCGUCAGACAUCGACAAGUACUCGCGCAUCGUGUUCCCGGUGUGCUUCGUGUGCUUCAACCUGAUGUACUGGAUCGUGUACCUGCACGUCUCCGACGUUGUGGCCGACGACCUGGUGCUGCUGGAGGAGAACAAGUGAAGCCGCCCCCCCCGCACUGUACAUACCUCAUGUAUUAUAGAACGCUAGUGUCACGCCCCUCCUACACUCAACUGACGGUCUGAACUUCGUACUUCACGUAGAGUUAGGAACUCGAGCGACUUGUACAGUUUGUAAAUAAUAACACCGUAACACUGUGCCGGUGCCCGCGCCCCGCCCCCUCCUCCUCCCCGCCCUCUACCCUCCCGCACAGCAGUACACUGCACUGCCUAGUUGUUAAGUGCUUCUCUUACAAGAACACGACUUCCGUGUCUGGCUUCAACUUAUCGAACUUGCUAUUUUCGAGUGAGCCAUAGCGUGGAGCCUGGAUUUGUUGGCUGUGAAGCUGCCGACUUACAUCGAGUUUCCCCGCAAGAGGGCGCCGGCGCCGGCCGCGUCGUGUCGUAUUCGGAGCAUUAUAAUGUUAAGUUAGAGUUUAUGAUCUAGAAUGCAACUGUUAAGUAUUGUAAAGUUACAGAUAUUACUAAUUAGGUAAGCACGGUAAGGCACACGAGAC
This is a messenger RNA of Spodoptera exigua (beet armyworm), 2279 nucleotides long. NCBI's taxonomy places the organism in Eukaryota, Metazoa, Arthropoda, Insecta, Lepidoptera, Noctuidae. The record is from the annotation of a GenBank genome assembly.